GGGCGGUACCGGUACCGGUGAUGGCGGCGGGGGCGACGGGGCCGGAGCUGUGCCCGCACUGCCGGCGGCCCUUCAAGCGGCUCCGCGCGCACCUCCCGCACUGCAAGGCCGCGCCGGCAGCACCGGCAGCCAGCCCCCGGCCGGGCCCCGGCAGCGCCGCGCCGCCCGUCCCGAGCAGUGGCCGAGGUUCAGGGGCCCGCCCGAGCCCCGCCAGCGCACCGGGAUCGGCGCCGGGAUCGAACCCCCAGCCCUCCGCCGCCAGCGGCAGCGCCCCGGAGCCCAGCCCAGCGCCGCGCCCCCGGCCGGCCCCCGGUACCGGCCCCCGCGCGGUGCGGGACGUGGCCCGGAGCCUGGACCUGCACCCCGAGGAGGUGGAGGACGUGCCCCAGAGGCUGCAGGACGGGGUGAAGGUGGUGAUCGAGAAGCACCGCGCCAGGGUGGUCAGGGAGAAGGAGCCGCGCAGCCGCGGGGAGCGGACGGAGCCCGGCCCCGCUCCCCGCCAAUCUGCCCCAAAAUCCCGGAGCAAGGAGCCGCGGAGCCGGGGAGCCGCGGGGAGCGGGACUGCUGCGAGCUCCAAGGGAGAAAAAAGCGGUUCGAAGGCACCAAAGACACUUGCUGAGAGCAGCAACAGCCCCGGUGACCUCGUCCGGCAGGAGGGAAGAGACAAAUCCCAGGCUGGAGGGGAGCGGGGGCCGCUGGACGUCGGGGUGGGACCUGAACCCCCCGCGUGUGCUCCGCACCCCCGGAGCCUCCGGCUGUCACCGGCGGAGGGGCUCGGAGCUCACGGCCGGGGGACGCCCGGGAAUGAGCUCAGCCUGCGGGGUCCGCGGGGGGUGGCAGCGCCCGAGCCCACCGUGAGCCCGGGCACAGCCCCGGGGCUGGCUCUGCCCCAAACCCAGCUCAGCCUGAGCCCGGGCACAGCCCCGGGGCUGGCUCUGUCCCUCACACCCCAAACCCAGCUCAGCCUGAGCCCGGGCACAGCCCCGGGGCUGGCUCUGCCCCAAACCCAGCUCAGCCUGAGCCCGGGCACAGCCCCGGGGCUGGCUCUGCCCCAAACCCAGCUCAGCCUGAGCCCGGGCACAGCCCCGGGGCUGGCUCUGCCCCAAACCCAGCUCAGCCUGAGCCCGGGCACAGCCCCGGGGCUGGCUCUGCCCCAAACCCAGCUCAGCCUGAGCCCGGGCACAGCCCCGGGGCUGGCUCUGCCCCAAACCCAGCUCAGCCUGAGCCCGGGCACAGCCCCGGGGCUGGCUCUGCCCCAAACCCAGCUCAGCCUGAGCCCGGGCACAGCCCCGGGGCUGGCUCUGCCCCAAACCCAGCUCAGCCUGAGCCCAGGCACAGCCCCGGGGCUGGCUCUGCCCCAAACCCAGCCCGUCCUGAGCCCCGGCACAGCCCCGGGGCUGGCUCUGCCCCUCACACCCCAAACCCAGCCCUCCUGCUCGGGCCGGGCCUCGGGCAGCAGUGCCAGGGGCUUGGAGUGGUUUCCAGACCUGUAUCCCGAGUCGGGAGGGCUGGGGAUUUUUCCAGGGAAGCGUUUCCACGAGGAUGUGAGGAUCGCCGUGGAGAUGCCCAGGUGUGGCUUGGCACAGGGGCAACAAGGUCCCCUCUCCGAGAGGCCCCUGAUGGAGGUGAGGCUGGGCGAGCUGCACACCUGGAUCAGCACCUGCAGCUUCUCUCCCCAGGGGCUGCUGGGAGCAGUGCAGAGAGCCUGGAGCAGUUAUUGUGCCAAGUACAUCCACGUGAGGCAGGGGGGACCUGCUGGAAUCUCCAUGCUCCUGGCUGGGUACUGCCUGCUCAGCUAUGGCUGGAACUAUCAGCACUUCAAGCGGCACCACUGGCGAAAAUACCACUGAAGGAGCUGGAGCAGCACUCAGGGAGCAGCCCCAGCUCUUGGGGAGGCAGCAGAGCAGCCAGGAGCUGGAUCCCAGCAGGAAUUCCCAGCAGCAGGGGCCUGGCUGGGGCUGGAGCUGAGGAGGAGCCGCUUUGCAGGUCGGCUUGUGUGGCAGAGAGGUGACAGGGACGGCCUGUGGUCACCCCUCCGUGGUCAGGCAGCUUUUAGUAGUGAAAUGAGAAAGCUUUAGAGGCACCUGAGAGAUCUGUGGGGGCAGGAGAGCUCCUGGAGGCUGCAGAGUCCCAGAUCCCUUGUUUGGGACAGGGGACAGCGCCUUGUCCUGAGCUGGCAUUAGAGAUUAUUUGACAAUUCUGCUGUAGCUGAGUGGACUUCAACCCCAAGAACCAUUCCCUUUACAUUCAGAGCUGUGUCUGGCCCAGCCCAGUUUGUACUCACCCCUUGUACUGGUAGGACUGGCCAGGACCUGUGUGAAGGCACUGGAGCAGCAGCUCAGACCACAACACCCUAAUUCUGGGGAAGAAAACUCCAUGGGAUGAGCUGUUGUGCCCAAAGGGCAAACCCGUGCCUGCAGCAGGCAAACCAGGACACUCAGGAGUGCUAGUUGGAGCCUGCCAUUCCCAGACAUGUCUGGGAAAGGGUUGCUCAUGUUCCAGGCAUGAAGGGAUAAAAAAAGAGCCAAGAAUUAAAAGUCUGAGCUCUUUUAUUCUGCAGAGUGCAGUAGUGCUGUGACAGAGGUGUUGCACCAAAAACUCUCUCACCAGCAAUAAAAACCUGUGUGGCUUUUC
This is a messenger RNA of Haemorhous mexicanus (house finch), 2634 nucleotides long. RefSeq names its product chromosome 20 C17orf80 homolog (gene MTNAP1). Bases 21 to 1850 code for a protein of 609 amino acids. The transcript has 4 exons. The record is from RefSeq and is a predicted model, not a curated record. NCBI's taxonomy places the organism in Eukaryota, Metazoa, Chordata, Aves, Passeriformes, Fringillidae.